Molecule: messenger RNA, 339 nt
Organism: Chaetura pelagica (chimney swift)
Lineage: Eukaryota; Metazoa; Chordata; Aves; Apodiformes; Apodidae
Gene: STUM
Product: chromosome unknown open reading frame, human C1orf95
Exons: 4
Coding region: 1-237 (78 amino acids)
Source: RefSeq, a predicted model, not a curated record
AUGGGGGACACUGGGACAUUUGUAUCUGCUUUCACCGUGCUGUGCGGAGCCCGGACUGACCUCCCUGACAGGCACACUUGUUGUGUCUUCUGGCUGAACAUCGCUGCUGCUCUGAUUCAGGUCCUGACGGCGAUUGUGAUGGUUGGCUGGAUUAUGAGUAUAUUUUGGGGGAUGGACAUGGUCAUUCUUGCAAUUUCACAAGGCUACAAGGAACAGGGGAUCCCACAACAGCUGUAGUGGCUGGGACAAGUAUGGUCAGAGAAACACAGCAAGAGAUUUCCUUUGGCCACUGUGGGCCACGGACCUUCUCACUACCCUUUGUCUUUCUUCUUCUUCUUU